GUUUGUCCGGGUGGAGAAAUAUUCGACGACAAUAAGUAGCGCCCAACAACCUAUUCCGGCGCUCAUUGAUGGCGACGCUGCCGCCACAAGCUCAAUUCCCUCGCGCGUCUCCACCUCACGCUUCCAUCGCCCACGCACCGCGACACCGGGCUGUGCUGAUUGAAGUCAAUAUUUGUAGAGCAGAGCACGCUCAGCUCGUUCCGGUGGCAGCGGGAGGAGAUAAUCAUUGAUGGAGAUAGAAGUGCGCGCCACGCCGCGGGAGGUUCCACGGCCGCCGCAACCCGCCGCGGCAGAGGCGGCCUACCUAGUGUGGGAGGACCUGACUGCGGCGCUGCCCAACUACGGCAGCGGCCGGCCGCCGAAGAAGCUGAUACAGGACUUGAGCGGCUACGCGGUGCCCGGCCGGAUUCUGGCCAUCAUGGGCCCUUCCGGCUCCGGCAAGUCGACGCUUCUUGAUUCCUUAGCAGGGAGGCUCGGAAACAAUGUCGUUUUACAUGGCAGCGUGCUGCUUAACGGAAGGAAGAGAAGGCUGGAUUAUGGAGCUGUGGCAUAUGUGAGGCAAGAGAACGUGUUCCUGGGGACACUCACCGUGCGGGAAACCAUCACCUACUCGGCCCACCUGCGGCUGCCGGCUGCCGGCAGGAGGAAGGCGGAGGUGGCAGCGGUGGCGGAGGUGGUGGAGGCGACGAUCCUCGAGAUGGGGCUGCAGGAGUGCGCGGACCGGGUGAUCGGGAACUGGCACAUGAGGGGGAUCAGCGGCGGGGAGAAGAAGCGACUGAGCAUCGCGCUGGAGAUCCUGACGCGGCCGCGGCUGCUCUUCCUCGACGAGCCCACCACCGGGCUCGACAGCGCCGCCGCCUUCUUCGUGGUGCAGACGCUGAAGCACAUCGCGGUGGACGGCAACAAGACCAUCGUCUCCUCCAUCCACCAGCCCAGCAGCGAGGUCUUCGGCCUCCUCGAUGACCUCUGCCUCUUGUCCGGCGGAGAGGCCGUCUUCUUCGGAGAUGCCAAGUUGGCCACCCAGUUUUUUGCAGAUGUCGGAUUUCCCUGCCCAAGAAGAAGAAACCCUUCAGACCACUUCCUCAGAUGUAUAAACUCUGAUUUUGAUCGCGUAAAUGCCACCAUUAGAGGCUCAAUGAGGAUACAUGAGGAGACAGAAUCACCUUCAGAUCCAUUGUCAACAUUAGCUACUGCACAGGUUAAAGUAAUUCUCAUUGAUGAAUACAGGAGCUCAGAGUAUGCCAGGCACACCCAAAGGCAGAUUCAAGAGAUAUGCAAGAUAGGAGGGCUCAGUGUUCAAUCUGACAAAGGCAGCCAGGCCAAUUGGUGGAAACAGCUCACAAUUCUCACAAAGAGAUCCUCUGUGAACAUGACUAGGGACAUUGGUUACUAUUGGUUAAGAAUCAUCAUUUACAUGGUGGUCUCUGUGUGUGUGGGCACCAUUUUCUUCGAUGUCGGCACAAGCUACAGAGCCAUACUAGCAAGAGCCUCCUGUGGGGGCUUCGUCUCGGGCUUCCUCACGUUCAUGUCCAUUGGUGGCUUCCCAUCCUUCAUUGAAGAGAUGAAGGUCUUCGAGCACGAAAGGCGAAACGGCCAUUACGGAGUUGCAGUAUUCAUACUGUCUAACUUCCUGUCUUCGGCACCUUUCUUGGUUGCCAUAGCUCUCGCCAGUGGCUCAAUAACCUUCUACAUGGUGAAGUUUAGAAAGGGCUUCUCUCACUUUGCUUACUAUACCAUCAGUCUCUACGGCGGCAUUGCUGACAUAGAGAGCCUGAUGAUGAUUGUGGCGUCUCUCGUGCCUAAUUAUUUGAUGGGGAUCAUAACUGGAGCUGGCCUCAUUGGAAUUAUGAUGAUGACAGCCGGUUUCUUUCGGUUACUGCCGGAACUUCCCAAGAUCUUUUGGCGAUAUCCAGUUUCUCUUCUCAGCUACGGCUCAUGGGCAUUGCAGGGAAACCUCAAGAAUGACUUCAUAGGACGUGAGUUUGACCCGCUGGUACCUGGAGCCCCCAAACUGAGUGGCGAGUAUAUAAUCGAACACAUAAUGGGCGUCAGCAGCUUGAACCGGUCAAAGUGGCUAGAUUUGAUGGCUCUGUUUGUGCUGCUCAUUUCAUACAGAGUCGUCUUCUUUCUCAUUCUGAAGCUGAGAGAGAAGGCAUCGCCGUAUGUGCAGAUGUUGUAUGCGAGAGCUAGUGCGAAGCGAGUGACGAAGAAACCUUCCUUCAGGAAGAGGCUGAGUUCAGUGUCAUCGAGGUACCAGCCGCAGCAUCCCAUGGCUCUGCAGGAAGGCCUCAGCUCUCCUCUUCCAUGAUACUGCAAACGAAUUUCAUGAAACAAACAAGAUGAAUAAUGUGAUUGAUUACAAUGUGUGAUUCUUGUGCAUUGCCAUGAUCUUGCAAGGUUAUAUGUUGGAAUAAUUGAAGUGGUUAAUUUGUUCCUGGAGUAGUCAUUUGGGUCUUGCA
Molecule: messenger RNA, 2459 nt
Organism: Zingiber officinale
Lineage: Eukaryota; Viridiplantae; Streptophyta; Magnoliopsida; Zingiberales; Zingiberaceae
Product: ABC transporter G family member 12-like
Exons: 8
Coding region: 230-2308 (692 amino acids)
Cellular component (GO): membrane
Molecular function (GO): ATP binding; ABC-type transporter activity; ATP hydrolysis activity
Source: RefSeq, a predicted model, not a curated record